AUGGCGCUGGUAACUAAAGCUGAUGUUCGGCUUCACUUGCUAUGCAUAUUCUUUGCGAUCGGCUCAUUUGUCUGGGGCUAUAAUGUCGGUAUCCUCUCGUCCGUUCUGGUUCAUCCAGGGUUUCUCAAGGCUAUGGGUUACCUUACGCCGUCACGAAAGGGAGUAAUCACAGCUAUCUAUUACUUAGGAACAUGCUACAUUUUCAUCUCGCACCCAGUCAGCGACCUCUUCGGGAGGCGGUACGCAGCUAUGGCAGGAAUAUUAACAGUCGCCGUCGGCAACGCUUUCGAAUCUGGUGCGACCGGCCCGGGCGCGUACGUUAUGAUGAUUGCUGGCCGAAUUAUAUCCGGUAUAGGGGUGGGCAUGUUAUCAACUUCAGUGCCCUUGUAUCAAAGCGAGGUUGCACCGGCCGGAAAACGUGGAAAAUACGUUGUGCUGAAUCAUGUUGGCUUCGUUGCCGGGUUAGCUUCUGGUUUCUGGGUUGGAUAUGGAGUGACUUUCUGGAAUAAAACCGAGUACGGUAUAUAUGUAUCAUGGCGUGUUUCUCUCGCUGUUAUACAGCUCCCAUGUGUCAUUUUCGCAGUUGGGCUCCCGUUCCUCCCUGAGACCCCACGGUGGCUUAUUGAGCAUGGGCACUACAAUAGGGCUCAAAGGUCGCUGCACUGGCUCCGCGAAGGCAGCUUCACGGAAGUCGAGAUAGACUCCGAGUUGACGCGCAUCCGGGAGGACGUGGAAGCACACCGGGCCUCGGGAGAAGCGACCUGGCUCUCUUUAUUUCGAGACCGCAACCUGUUCGAACGGCUAUGGCGCGCGUCGUUGCUCCAGUUCAUGGCCCAGAUGUGCGGCGCUACCGCCAUGAAAUAUUACCUUCCGACCCUGUUCGCCAAGCUCGGCCUUCCUACGCGCGUUACGCUGCUGGCCGGGGGUAUUGAGUCGACUCUUAAGAUCGGUAUGACGGUUAUCGAGAUGCUGCUCAUAGAUCGUCUAGGCCGGAGGGUGACAUUGACGGCGGGAUGCGUCGCAAUGGGUAUUGCCAUGUUGAUCAACGGAGCGCUGGGCCAGGUAUACCCGGAUAACACUAACAAAGCGGCCGAUGUAGUGUGUAUAGUCUUCAUCUUCAUCUAUGCCUUGGGCUAUAGCAUGGGGUUUGGUCCAGCAGCUUGGGUAUACGGCUCCGAGAUAUUCCCUACCUCCGUUCGCGCUCGUGGGCUGAACUUCUCGGCGUCGGGCGGAGCUAUCGGCUCUAUUGUCGUGGCUCAAGUUUGGCCCGUCGGCAUUGACACAAUUGGCUCCAAGAUUUAUUUCUUCUUUAUGGCAGUUAAUGUCGUCUGCAUUCCGAUCAUCAUUCUCUUCUACCCUGAGACAAAGGGUCGCCCAUUAGAGGACAUGGACUUGUUGUUUAAUAAAGCUAUUCGAGGAAUUAGCGAGGAGGCCGAAGAGGUAGACGAACAGUCCGAACCCGUUUUACCCAAGAAUGUUAGUCGCCCAUCACAAAGUUGACAAUUCCGAGGGUAGAGGUCAAUCUGUUCGUGACGGUAUAAUGAAUGGCCACUGUCUGGCUGGCUCCGUGGAAACUAAAUAUCUAGAGAAACCGGCAUUAUGACCGCAUGGCGUACAUUGAUUCUAGUUAUGUAGCUGCAAUUUGGCCUAAAGAAAGUUACCGACUCAAAAAUGUUUAAACUUCUGAAUUCAUCGACAUUUGAACCAAGCAUCGUCCCUUCAAUUGGAUCUUCGCUCUUUAAACCCGCGCUUUUCCAGGGACCAAGGAACCAAUAACUGAAACAAAUACCUAGGAGGUAUAUAUACAAAGUCCCCGUGCCACUGGUAUCUACCAAGAACGCCCUCCCAAUGCUACUCACUAAUAACCGUUCCUGACCAUAAUACAAAGAGUGUUUAAAUCAUCGUUGAAGCGUCUCAUUCUAAUCCCAUUUGAGCCUCAUCCCCGAUACCCCAUUGGCCCUGGUC
Daldinia caldariorum is the source of this 1965-nucleotide messenger RNA. RefSeq names its product general substrate transporter. The record is from RefSeq and is a predicted model, not a curated record. Gene Ontology annotation, cellular component: membrane. Gene Ontology annotation, molecular function: carbohydrate:proton symporter activity. Bases 1 to 1500 code for a protein of 499 amino acids. Gene Ontology annotation, biological process: carbohydrate transport; transmembrane transport. The transcript has 9 exons. NCBI's taxonomy places the organism in Eukaryota, Fungi, Ascomycota, Sordariomycetes, Xylariales, Hypoxylaceae.